ACAUUCCGAAAUUUCCAUAGGGUUUAAGCUUUCCUAUUAACAAACCCCUACCAAAAGCAAAAACAACAACCUUCUCUCAUCUGAAAAAACAAUCACAAAAAUGGCCUCAUUUGCAGCCGCCAGAUCCAUUAUCCGGUCAUCCGCCGCCCGUAACGCGGCGGGCCGCUUUGCUUCCCAGUCCAAAUCCAAGCCUAAAGCGUCCACCUUUGGCCUCAACUCCGCCACGAGCAAACCCAUUCUCAGGAGGAGUCCAGUGGAAAUGAGCUUUGCUGUUGAAUCAAUGAUGCCUUACCAUACAGUGACUGCCUCGGCUUUGAUGACUUCGAUGCUCUCCAUUUCUCGCUGUAGUUGUGGCUGGCUUCUUGAAGCUUGCAAUGAUGAUGUGUGAUGAAUUCUCAGAAGAUUCAAGCAAGUUUUAGUACAAAAUUCUGCCUUUAGAAGUUUUGAAUGAGCUGCUGAAGAGACCGGUUGGAUUUCUGAGCUUCUAAAACCUAGAUGAAUUAGUAGACUCUUAUCCUUCUAUAGCUCUAAAAAGCUACUUGUUUGUCUGAUAUUUUUAUGAUAAGAUUUAGUUCUCAGCACAUUAAUUUGAAAGAUGUAUUGCAGAUUCAUUCAGUUAUAGUUUUCACUUUUUUCCCUUUCUGAAGCUUUUGUACUGUUGGUGUUGAAAAGGUGAUGUUAUGCACCCUACUAAUUUCUUGUAUUUAAUCAGCUUGCAAUGAUGAUGUAUGAUGAAUGUGCAAUGGGUUCGGGGAAGUUUUGUUCAAAAGUUCUUGCAUCUAGGAGAAUGAUGCCUGCUAGAUUAGAAGUGUUGAAUGAGCUGCCUAUUGGAAAGUUGACCCUGAAAUUGUUUUUUCCCUUUCCUUUCAUGUUUUAUCCAAGGACAAGACUUUAAGUAUUUGUAUGUAAGAAACUCUGGGACUUCACUCUUUCCACUAGUGUCAUGUAGCCUAUAAUAGCUGCUUUAUUCACUUUGAUGGACAUGAACCAAAGUGAAGGUGUUUCAAGUAUUUGCAUUUCUGUGUA
This is a messenger RNA of Populus nigra (black poplar), 1026 nucleotides long. RefSeq names its product protein NUCLEAR FUSION DEFECTIVE 6, mitochondrial-like. The record is from RefSeq and is a predicted model, not a curated record. NCBI's taxonomy places the organism in Eukaryota, Viridiplantae, Streptophyta, Magnoliopsida, Malpighiales, Salicaceae. The transcript has 3 exons. Gene Ontology annotation, cellular component: mitochondrion. Bases 101 to 388 code for a protein of 95 amino acids.